Molecule: messenger RNA, 1988 nt
Organism: Ipomoea triloba (trilobed morning glory)
Lineage: Eukaryota; Viridiplantae; Streptophyta; Magnoliopsida; Solanales; Convolvulaceae
Exons: 9
Coding region: 99-1658 (519 amino acids)
Source: RefSeq, a predicted model, not a curated record
UUUCGUUUCGAUGCGAUGCAACUACCAACCACUGAACGUGGUGGUAUUACUUUCUCUGUGAUUUUGUGAAUAUCCAAAGAAAAAUCUAGUUCGGAGAUAUGGCGGAUAAAAUGACCGGGUCUUCCAAUGAAGAACAUAUAACGCUUGUGCAGGAAGAAGUUGAAAAAGAGGCUGAAACGAAAACGGCAGCUUCGGCGAACGAAUCACAAGCUCAACUACCUCCGCCACAGGAUAACAGCGACGGAGGAUGGGGUGGUUGGAGUUUCUCGGCGAUCUCGUAUAUAUCCGACUUUCAAAAGGUCGCUGCCGUCGCCGCCGAAGAGAUCUCUCGCAAUGCUGUCGAGGCUGCUAAAACAGCUGCAAAGAGCAUUUCUGAAAUACAGAACACGCUUGAUGACGCUGAAUCUCAUAAAGACGAUCAAACCGAAACAUCCUCAGUGGAGGAGCAAAGUGAAGACGAAAAUGACGUACGGCGACAGGCUGCUUUGGAAAAAUUAGAGAACGCUAGUGAAGAUUCCUUCCUUGGUCAGCACUUGAAGGUUAUUGACAAUUCAGUUGAGAGUUUUGCUUCAGGAGCUUGGCAAGCAUUAGGAAAUGCAAUCAAAGGAGGUUCCGAUUUUGUCCACAAACUUGAGGAGUCCAUUCAGCAGAGUAGUUUACCUGCAGCAACUGGUUCUGCUGCACCUUCCAUACUAGAGACAGGAAAAGCUUAUACUGCCAAGGGAAUGCAAGUGCUUGAGCAACUGGGGAAAGAAACUUUGGAUCUUCUUAUCUCAGAAACUGAUAAACAUACCAAAGAAGCCGGAGGAAAUAUAGAUGAAUCUCAGUUUGAAGAAGUAUCAUUUGAUCGGUGUUUCUAUAUUUAUGGAGGUCCAGACCAAUUGGAGGAGUUGGAGGCAUUCUCCAACCAUUAUGCAAUGUUAUUUAACCGAAGGAAAGUGAAGCUGGCGUCCGAGCAAAGAUCUAUUUAUGAUGGAAAGCUUAAACAGGUGCAGCAAAUUUUUGACUUGAGUUCUAAAAUCAAUGGAAGUGUAGAGUCAGAGAAAGGGAAACAAGUAGAGACUGGAAAUGAGGACAGUGCAGAGGAGAUAAAGAAUUUACAUGAUUCCAGUGUGAGGAGAGCUUCAGAAUUAGCGGCUGGCUUUGAUAAUGCUUUGGCUGGACUAACUCCAAAUGACAUGGUUCAAAGAACUGCAGGGAGAUUGGAUUCCCUUCAUUCAGAGGGUGUUCAUAGGCUCUCGGACAUAUGUUGUUCUGCUGUCACCCAACUUCUGGUGCUUGGGAAAUCUAUCAUAUCUAAUGCAAACAAGGCUCUGGAUCAGGAUGUCGAUGAGGAAAUGGUGAAAUUUAAUUGGCCCGGGGAUUCUGUAGAAAAGGCUAUGAUUAUCCGAGCAAAGGCACAGCUGAUUGUUGGACUUGUUGAGGCAGUCUGUUCUGCUUUUAUUACAGGCAUAUCGAAUGUGACAGAGUCAUACAUAGCUGCAACCAAAGAUGAUUCUGCCAAUUUGCCUGCAGCUACUCAAAAAUCAAUUCAGGACAAAGCUAAUGCAUUUUCAAAGAAUCUUCAUGCUGAUCAAAGAAUAGCCAUGGACAAAAUUCAGGAUGGACUUCAGUACUUGUCUUAUGUUGUCCUCUCAACCUCAAUUCCUGCUGCUUGAGAAUACAUUGACACUAGCAACCAAGCAUUCACAACCAGGUUCUUUUUUAGUUUUUUUUUUUUUUUGGGUGCGCCUUCUUUUCUUUUUUUAGUUUAUGAGUGUAAAUAAUUGCAAUUUUAAGUUUAUUCAACAUGUCUUUUUUGGUGUCACACACUUUUCAGCUUGCUAGGAAGAGUAACUUCUCUAUAAUAUGGUUAAUGUUGGAAUGGAUCUACUUUAAUUAGUAGAACACCUUGUUAACUUCCCCCAGUUUUUCCUUUGAGGGAAACAAUAUAGAUAUGUUAUGGAUUGAUGAAAUAAACUUUACAUACAUAUUCACAUUCUUGGAAA